This is a messenger RNA of Haliotis rufescens (red abalone), 1581 nucleotides long. RefSeq lists its product as uncharacterized. The transcript has 3 exons. NCBI's taxonomy places the organism in Eukaryota, Metazoa, Mollusca, Gastropoda, Lepetellida, Haliotidae. Gene Ontology annotation, molecular function: protein dimerization activity. The record is from RefSeq and is a predicted model, not a curated record. The coding region runs from base 1 to 1203 and encodes 400 amino acids.
AUGCAAGAUGCCAUUGCUGAUUCCCUUCGCGACUCAGUAACCAACAAGAUCAGUGCCAGUCCUUGCUUGUCCAUAUUGAUUGAUGAAAGCACAGACAUAUCAGUUACAAAGAAGCUCCUGAUAUACACGAGAUCACUCACUUCAUCCUUUGAUGUUGAAACCAAUUUUCUUGCAAAUGUGCAAAUUCCUGAUGGCAAGGCUAAUACUCUCCUAGGGGCUGUUAAGAAAACUUUACAUGAUCGUGGUAUUCCGAUGUCCAAAAUCAUAGCUGUGGGGUCAGAUGGGGCCGCUGUUAUGACUGGACGAAAGAAUGGUUUUGUGGCACUGCUCAACAAGGAGUCAGCUGUACCUGUUGUCAGUGUCCACUGUAUUGCUCACCGCCUUGCUCUAGUCACCAGCCAGGCUGCUGAAAAAGUUCCUUACCUGAAGAAAUUUCAAGGCACCUUAUCGGACGUGUUCUAUUUCUUCAAGAAAUCUUCUGUCAGACGGGAGCGUCUUUAUGCAUUAGAGGAGCGACUGCAGUAUUUGAAGGAAGACAAUGGUCCUGCACUGGUCCAGUUUGAAAGUCAGUGUCCUAGGGGAAGCCGCGAGUUUGAUGGUGUCGAAAUAUCAUCAGAGGCUGGCAUUGAGAAGCAAUUCUCAAAUAUUAGAGCUGCUUUCCUUCAAAAUCUCAUGAGCGAGCUUGAGUGCAGAUUCCCAGCUGUGGCUACUGAUGUUGUGACAUGCAUGUCAGUACUGUCACUAAGGGGACUGUCUUUCUUGUCAGAAGAUGCUAGAAAACACUGGGGAACGGAGCAGCUUCAAAAUAUCAUUGACUUCUACAGUCUUGGUGAUAAGGCCUUUGUAGAUGCUGAGGAGACCUUGAGAGAAUGGUCAAUGUGCAAGGAUAUGGUGCAUCAGCAACAUUAUCCAUGUACUAGCAUCUGUCAGUUAUGGCAGAUACUGACUUCAAGACACCCUGACACAUUCCCUAACCUGUGCAAAAUUGCACAAGUGGCUGUCCUUUUGCCCCUCCAAACAGCAACUGUUGAGAGGGGCUUCAGUGUACAAAACCUGAUAAAGAGGUCCCACAGAAACCGUCUGUCAUCACAGCGGCUGGACACUCUGAUGCAGCUGGCUCUGGGGCCUCCUGUAAGGGAAGUAUCUCUUGCACCAGCCGUCACGAAAUGGAGAAGGGACAAAAAGAGAAAGUUGUUCUGCUGAUGGUUUUACGGCGGUGACCUGUUGGAAAUACCAGGACUACAGUUACUGUUAACAGUUGUAUUUAGUUGUUAAUAACUCAUUCUUUGUUGAGUCAUGAGUGCAGGAUGUGCCUUGAUGUAUAAGCCCUUCUGUCACUUGGCCUGUUUGUUCAUGUUUUGCAGGUGCGAAAAGAGUUCUGAAUUUUCACAACCAUUGGGUUCUGUUGUUUGUUGUAUAAUAAUGGACCCCUCCAUUUUUUCUGGGACCCCUAAUUUUAUGAUGAAGGGGUCCAAGUGACCCCAAGAAAAUUUAAGCCAGAGCAGACACUGCUGUCCCACCAUUUGAGUGGGAUACCAACCAACUUUCCCACUAAGAUCAGAACCAAUUUUCUGACCAAGA